ACUAUUGCAGAACAUAAGCUAUUUUAGUGAAUUGGGAUUUUGGGUAUAAACAAACCGAACCGAACCAAAAUGGGUAGAAUCGAAAUUGGAAUCUCUGCUUCCUCUGUGUCUGCUUCUACAUCUAGACGAUGAACGAUUCACUGGGCAGAGUCCAAUAACGCAGGCAGAGCAUACAAGAAAAGAAUAGAUGGGUUCGGGUUCGGGGUCCGAUUCCAAUGGAUGGAACCGUGCCCGAGGCUUGGCGGUUAAGACUCUGCUACUCAUUGGUGGUGCACUUCUUGUCAAGCGACUGCGCAAGUCCACCACGCGCUGGGACCAUGCUCAUUUCGUCUCUAAGGCCCUCACCGGCCAAAAGUAUUCAAAGGACCAAGCUUCCAGAGACCCUGAUAACUAUUUCAAUAUUAGAAUGCUUACAUGCCCCGCCGCAGAGCUAGUGGAUGGUUCCAAGGUGUUGUAUUUUGAACAGGCUUUUUGGAGGAGUCCACAAAAACCCUUUCGGCAGAGGUUUUUUAUGGUGAAACCUUGUCCGAAAGAGUUGAAAUGUGACGUUGAGGUAUGUGCAUAUGCCAUUAGAGACAUGGAGGAGUACAAAAAUUUCUGUGAUCGGCCAAGGGAUCAGCGUCCACAGCCAGAAGAAGUCAUCGGGGAUAUUGCAGAACAUUUGACAGCGGUACAUCUUAAGCGUUGUUCACGCGGAAAACGUUGCUUAUAUGAAGGUUCAACCCCACCUGGUGGAUUUCCUAAUUCAUGGAAUGGAGCAAGCUACUGUACUUCAGAACUUGCAAUUAUGAAGAACAACGAGAUACACACCUGGGAUAGGGGUUAUGAUGACGAUGGAAAUCAAGUCUGGGGACAGAAAGAAGGCCCUUAUGAGUUUAAGCCUGCACCAACCUCCAGUUUUAAUGAUAUGUUUUCUCCCUUGAACUUCCCCCCUCCACCGUCCAUGGAAAGAAGAAUAGAGGGCUCAUUUGUUUUGCAAGAAUGAAAGCGUUCCAAACUACAUUGUGUAAUUCUGCUAUUCUAGCUGUAUGUCAAUGUAAUUUCAUUCUUGUUAGUCUGCACUACAUUGUCAAUAUUCAGUCACAUUUUAUCCCGGUUAGUGUUAAAGGUAUAGUGAAAUAAAGAGAUGCCUUGUUAGAUCCUAUGUUUGUAUUAGA
Molecule: messenger RNA, 1157 nt
Organism: Vigna radiata var. radiata (mung bean)
Lineage: Eukaryota; Viridiplantae; Streptophyta; Magnoliopsida; Fabales; Fabaceae
Product: chromophore lyase CRL, chloroplastic
Exons: 10
Coding region: 188-985 (265 amino acids)
Biological process (GO): protein-phycocyanobilin linkage
Molecular function (GO): lyase activity
Source: RefSeq, a predicted model, not a curated record